Molecule: messenger RNA, 3016 nt
Organism: Argiope bruennichi
Lineage: Eukaryota; Metazoa; Arthropoda; Arachnida; Araneae; Araneidae
Gene: Cul4
Product: cullin-4A-like
Exons: 2
Coding region: 163-2490 (775 amino acids)
Biological process (GO): DNA damage response; protein ubiquitination; ubiquitin-dependent protein catabolic process
Cellular component (GO): Cul4-RING E3 ubiquitin ligase complex
Molecular function (GO): ubiquitin protein ligase binding
Source: RefSeq, a predicted model, not a curated record
UGUUAAGUUGUAUGAGUUUCCAAAUAAAAGCAACCAUUUAAUAUUUAGAAUAAUACGUUUGAUUGCUUAUUUCCUUUAUUCUUUUGUUUAAAUUAUAUAUUUUACACAUUAUUCCCCAUGAAAUCCCAUUUUACAUAUUGAAAUGCAAUCGUAGGAAAAGGGAUGAAUAUUAAUAUCUGUUCAUCAAAGGUGGAGAAUAACUGGCCAGUAAAGAAAUCAAAAAGAGAAUUGUGUGAAAACAUGAGUGAUGUAGUUAGUCCCAAACGAUACGGGUUAUCCACCGUAUCAAACUAUCCUUAUGCUACCCCACUGAUUAAUAGACCUGGUUCAACUAAAAAGCUAGUUAUAAAAAAUUUUGAAAAACCUAAGUUACCCGAAAAUUAUAAGCAACAAACUUGGGAGAAAUUAAAAAGUGCUGUUAUUGCCAUUCAGACUUCUAAAUCUAUCAGUACAUCUCAAGAAGAGUUGUACCAGGCUGUUGAAAAUCUGUGUUCCAAUGGCAUGGCUUCAUUUUUGUACGAAGGUUUACGUGGUUUGUGUGAAACACAUAUAAAAUCCAAUGUAGAUCAGUUCCUCCCAGAUUCAAUGGAUAGUGUUUAUUUUUUAAAGCUCAUGAAUGAAUUCUGGCAAAACCACUGCAGACAGAUGAUAAUGAUUCGAAGUAUAUUUCUUUUCCUUGAUCGUACAUACAUUUUACAAACUCCAGAAAUAUCCUCUUUAUGGGACAUGGGGCUGGAUAUGUUUCGAUUGCAUAUUCUUUCACAUUCUCUUAUUCAAAGUCGGACUGUUGAAGGGUUGUUGUUACUUAUUGGUCAUGAAAGAAAUGGACAGACUGUUGACAGAAGCUUGUUGAAAAACCUGUUGCGAAUGCUUCUGGACUUGCAAAUUUAUCAGGAUGUUUUUGAAGUUCAGUUUCUGAAGACUACAGAAGAAUUAUAUGCUGCUGAGGGACAGCGUCUAAUGCAAGAAUUAGAAGUACCGCUCUAUUUGAAACAUGUAGACAAACGCUUGAAUGAAGAAUGGGAAAGGUUGCUGCAUUAUUUGGACCAAUCUACAAAAAAACCACUCAUACAGUGUGUUGAAAAACAGCUUCUUGGAGAACAUCUGUCUCCUCUUCUACAAAAAGGACUUGAUCAGCUAUUAGAAGAGUAUCGAUUAAAUGACCUCAAGCUCAUAUAUGAGUUGUUUGCUAGAGUUAAAAAUGGUCUGUCUCAGUUAUGCUCCCAUUUCAAUCUCUAUAUUAAAAAAACUGGCCGUGUUAUUGUAAGCAAUCCAGAAAAGGACAAGACCAUGGUUCAAGAACUUUUGGAAUUUAAGGAUAAAAUGGAUGUCAUUGUAAAUCAAUGUUUCCAGAAAAAUGAAAAAUUUGUGAAUACCCUGAAAGAAGCUUUUGAACACUUUGUAAAUCAGAGACCUAAUAAGCCAGCAGAAUUAAUUGCCAAAUACCUUGAUGUGAAGUUGCGUGCUGGAAAUAAAGAAGCAACUGAAGAGGAGUUAGAGUUGCUUCUAGAUAAGAUAAUGGUUCUGUUUCGCUAUAUUCAUGGAAAGGAUGUUUUUGAAGCUUUUUACAAAAAAGAUCUGGCAAAGAGACUUCUUGUGGGAAAAAGUGCCUCUGUUGAUGCAGAAAAGUCAAUGCUCUCUAAAUUGAAGCAAGAAUGUGGAGCAGCAUUUACUAGCAAACUGGAAGGUAUGUUUAAAGAUAUGGAGAUAUCUAAGGAAUUGAUGGCUGCAUUUAAACAGCAUCUAAUGCAUGUUAGAGCUCCUGUUACCAUGGAUAUGACUGUCAGUGUUCUUACUAUGGGAUAUUGGCCUACUUAUCCACCAUGUGAAGUGCAGAUGCCUUCUGAUAUGCUUGUAUGUCAAGAUGUUUUUAAAGAUUUCUAUUUAAAGAAACACAGUGGCCGGAAGUUGCUUUGGCAACCCAGUUUGGGCCAUUGUGUACUGAAAGCUAGUUUCCCAUCUGGCAACAAAGAACUUCAAGUAUCCUUGUUCCAAGGACUAGUUCUGCUAAUGUUCAACAAAAAAGAUUCUUAUUCAUAUGAAGAAAUAAAACAAACCACUGGUAUAGAAGAUGGUGAAUUGAAACGGACCUUACAGUCCUUGGCAUGUGGCAAAGCAAGAGUUCUACACAAAGUCCCCAGGGGUAAAGAUGUAGAAGAGACGGAUAAAUUUGUCUUCAAUGCAGACUUUAAAAAUAAGCUUUAUCGAAUUAAAAUUAAUCAGAUACAAAUGAAGGAGACCCAGGAAGAGCAGUCUAUAACUCAGGAAAGAGUUUUCCAGGACAGGCAGUACCAAAUUGAUGCUGCUAUAGUCCGUAUAAUGAAAACUCGCAAGACAUCAUCACAUAACCUUCUUAUUACUGAAUUAUAUGAUCAGCUUAAGUUCCCAGUAAAACCUUCAGAGUUAAAGAAACGUGUGGAAAGUUUAAUUGACCGUGAUUAUCUUCAACGUGAUCUUGAUAAUACAAAUACUUAUCAUUAUGUUGCAUAAAUGUUUUUAUAGUUAGAACAUGUUUGCAAUAUUAUCAACAUAAUUUUCAAUUGAGACAUAUAAAAAUGGGAAGGUUGAUUUAUUAUACCCAAAACUUGUCCUGUGACUUGUUUAAAUGAAUACAAAUGUGCUGGUCUGUAUAUUAUAUAAGCCCGAAAUUUUUUCCAACACUCUUAUUAGAAAUAAAAUUCCAUCAAUUGCAUGAUGUAUAUGAUCCAUCUUAGUAUUAUAAAUUUAAUGUAUCAAUUAACAUGAAGAAAUUUUCAGAUGUAUAUUAUAAUCUUUGAAAUGAUUUUCUUCUUUCUGGUAAAGCAAUUUAUGUAUCUAAGAGCAGUGAUUUUUGUUCAGAUAAAAAGUAUAUAUAACUGUAAUGGGAAUAAAUAAAUAAACUAAUGAAUACUUUCUCAUUUGAAUGAGACUUUAAAAUAUUAGUCAGUUAUGUUUAUAUCACUUAAAAUUUCUAAGCGUGGCUUAAAUAUUUCUAGUAUCUCUUACAAUAAAUUAUAAUAAAAAAAAAAAGGCAUAA